AUGGAGUGGACGAAGAUCCGUUUUAUAGGAAAGCGGCAGCUACCUUCCAUUUCCAAAUGUAACUCGGACUUUGCUGCAAUCCCCACCAAGUUUUCUUUCCUCAAACUGUUUAUUUGUGGUCUGAGCUUAGAAACUACAGAUGGUAGUUUAAGAGAACAUUUUGAGAAAUGGGCACACUCAGAUUGUGUGGUGAUGAGAGACCCCCCAAACAAAAUGCUCCAGGGGCUUUGGUAUUGUGAUUUCCUCUUGUGUUGAAGAGGUGGAUGCAGCAGGGUGUGCCUGACCCACAAGGUUGGUGGGCGUGUAGUGGAACCAAAGAGAGCUGUUUCAAGAGAGGAUUCCAUGAAGCUUGGUGCCCAUUUAACAGUGAAGGAAAUUUUUGUUGGUGGCAUAAAAGAAGACACAGAAGAAUAUAAUUUCAGAGACUACUUUGAAAAGUACGGCAAGAUUGAAACCAUAGACGUCAUGGAGCACAGGCAGAGUGGAAAAAAGGGAGGAUUUGCCUGUGUAACCUUUGAUGAUCACGAUACAGUUGAUAACAUUGUUGUGCAAUACCCCACUUCUAAUGGGCGUGAUUGUGAAGUGAAAAGGGCCCUUUCCAAACGAGAGAUGCAGUCUGCUGGACCACAGAGAGGUCGUGGAGGUGAUGGUGACAAUUAUGGCAGUGGAGGACCAGGAUACGGAACCAAGGUGGUGGAUAUGGUGGUGGAGGCGGAGGUGGAUGAUGGUUACAAUGAGGAAGGAAAUUUGGCGGUGGUAACUAUGGUGGUGGUGGGAACUAUAAUGAUUUUGGAAAUUACAGUGGACAAUGACAAUCAAAUUAUGGGCCCAUGA
Molecule: messenger RNA, 834 nt
Organism: Echinops telfairi (small Madagascar hedgehog)
Lineage: Eukaryota; Metazoa; Chordata; Mammalia; Afrosoricida; Tenrecidae
Product: heterogeneous nuclear ribonucleoprotein A3-like
Molecular function (GO): RNA binding
Source: RefSeq, a predicted model, not a curated record